CCACGUGAAAUCAGAAAAUCGGGUCAUCGGCUCCGCCCAAAGUUAACGGCAUGUGCCGCCGCGAAAACGUCGCCGACACGUUCGCCAUUUAGCAAACGUUUUUCACGACUAUAUAGAACUCCGCCGCCGUGAAUAGAUUUUGUACUGAAACCAAAUUGUUAGAUCAAUGGCGACAAAUGCUAAUUCAAUUCCAAAUCCUGUGAUGUUACCGGAGAUUGGACCUGACGGCAUCGCUAGAGAAUCACCGGUCAUUGCUUACACUGAAAAGAUAAUUGAAGAAGAACAGCUUCAAUUGAGAAAAUAUAUUGCUGAAAAUUAUUCCAAGAUCCGUGAUGUCGAAAAGGAAUUCGCAAACCUGUCAAUGGAGAUGAAGCUUACUGCUGGCCCCAAAAAAGCAGCACUUGAACUCAUGAGACAGAAAAUAGAAAUGUCAACAGAGAGAAUCCGUGUUGCUAAGCUGAAGGAAGAACAAGCACGAAAGGCUUGGGAAGCAGCAUCACAGGCUGUUAAGGACGAGGAGGCGAUCAAGCAAAAGCUUUGUGAGGAUUUGAAUAGUCUGGUUCUGGAAAGUAGUAACAGUCAGCUUGCUAGAUUGGAGGAACUGAAAAGACGGCUGGAAGCUUUGAAUCCAAGUAGAGCAUCCACUGCCUCUGACCAAAGUCCUGUGGGAUCUGUACAAAACAGUAUGGCUCAAGAUGUUUCCUCAGUAAAGGAUACACAAGAAUCGUUGAGCAGAUCAUCUGGAAAUACAUUGAAAGAAGGAAAUGCUAGAAGUGGUGCAGCAGAAAAUGGACAAAACCAAUCGCAUUCUCUUGAUGAAACAAGAGCUAAGAAGAAAAUCAAUUUACAAGGAAGAGGAAAAGGAAUCGGUAUAAUUCCCAAAGGCCGAGGUUCACAAGGACCUGGCUGGACCGGAGCUGGGUUCGAUGUGGAUGGCAGAAGUUGAUAGCAGAAUUUCUCACUGUUUAAGUUCAUUGGAAUAAGAGACUUGCUGUUUCUCAAUGAGGUAGAUCAUCCAGUCCAAAAUUAUCAAAUUCUUUCACUCUCUUAUUCCUUGCUUGUGAAAUAUCAUUUCUGAAAAUUCUAAUGACUUGUAAAUACUUUGAAAUAUAUAGUUUCUGAAUCUUUCUUGUUUAAAUUGAUUUUAGUUUGUGUUAA
Messenger RNA from Solanum verrucosum, 1158 nucleotides. RefSeq lists its product as uncharacterized. NCBI's taxonomy places the organism in Eukaryota, Viridiplantae, Streptophyta, Magnoliopsida, Solanales, Solanaceae. Bases 167 to 946 code for a protein of 259 amino acids. The transcript is spliced from 7 exons. The record is from RefSeq and is a predicted model, not a curated record.